Molecule: messenger RNA, 1354 nt
Organism: Blepharisma stoltei
Lineage: Eukaryota; Ciliophora; Heterotrichea; Heterotrichida; Blepharismidae
Source: the annotation of a GenBank genome assembly
AUGGAUGACAAGUCAAUUGAUUUAAGAGGAAGCCAGAUUGAGAAACUGAUGGACAUAAAGCAAAAAGCCAGUGAAAUUAAGCAUGCUUAAGAAUAGAUAUAAAAUGGUUGGAGAUAAAUGGCCCGGCCUUUAGUGGGGAUGCCCAUAUGUAUACCGAGAUGGUAUUGGUGCAAUGACAGCCCCAGCUAUAAUCAGUAGCCCUAAAGCAAGUUAGGAUCCGUUCAUCUGGCUUUGAUGCAAUAUACAGUUUGUUUUUUUUUUUUUAAAGUGCUCAGCCAGUAAUGAGGCAAGGCUAUAUUCCUGCCGAACUGCUUCUGUGUCGCCUAGAAAAGCGAAAGUUGCUGAGCUCUUACUCAGGAUGAUCGAAAGGAGAGAUUUAAGACAAGAUGAAUGGGGAUCUCUCAGCUAAAAGGCCUCCUUAUUGGAGAUUUGGACUUGGGAACAGACAGGGCAUUAUAAACUUGGCCGGUCUUGCAAGUUGAAAAUGGAGCUGCUUACAAAAUCCUUUUGGAUCAAAACGAAGAGCUCUGCCAAUCUGCAGAUAAAUGGGAUUUUCGACCUGGCUUGUGGCAUUUGCUUUAUGCCAGCCGCAAGACUUCACGACAGAACGGAUAAUCGUUAUAAUUAUCGUUAUAUAUAGUUAAUUUCUGAUCAGAAUUAAUGAUCGGCAUACCGCUCAGAACGAUCAAACUCACCCUAAUAUGUCACCGGCUAUGUCUCAGCUACUUACGGACUUGCUGUACGGUUCCUAUCAUACAGAUUUCAGAUUCUUCUCUCGGUUGUUGCUGGUGGCACGCAGACGGCUUGAGCUAGAGUGCGUAAGUUUGGGACUUGCUCACCACCUGCUCCAUUUGAGCCUUCACUGAUUAUGCUACAACCGCUUUUGUCUUGGCUCUCUUCAGGAUGCCAGGCCAGGUACUGAGGUAGGCAAAACCCUUUUAGCAGGGCAAAACCCACCUGCAGAGAGAAAAGUGUGAUCAAGUAGAAACUUUAAAUACGUUUGCAAUUCAAGCAUGCUUUAGAAGGAAUUAGACUAGACGGAACAAUGAAAUGGUCAGAUAUUUUAAGGAUAUAUUCUUUGGCUGCAGCAAAUUUACAUUAUUUACAAGGAAAGCUUACUUCAGCUUUAGAUCAUAUUGUAAUAGUGCCUGAUUUCAAUACACAUGAAGAUCCUGAAUAUAUUCCUAACAUAAUCUCGAGUUGACUUCUAGAUGAAGUUGACUCAGCUCAAAAGCAAGCCAUUCAAGUUUAUUCAAAUAAUGCUCGAAUUCCAAAUGACGCUGAAGAAAUGGCUUAUCAUUUUAAUAGCUUUUGUCAUGAGCUUCGAGAAAGAUUAAAUAGUAAGAUAAUAUAA